UCAUAUCUUCUCUUUCACUUGUAUAAAUCCUUGUAUCAAUCCUUUUUCCUAUCCCCAACCGACAGUAUUUAUUUCAAUUUAUAUAACAAUUCGAUUAUAAAAGAAGUUCAACUUAUUUCUCAUUGUCAGUGAGAAACAAUACAGCUCUGCGCGAUCAUAUGGCUGCUGGCCUUGUUGGCAAAUCCAACGAACCACGCACAUACCAGUUUCUAUGACUACGAUGAGCAAAACAUUGCUAUUUCCUCCACCGUGAUUAAUACCUUACCUUUGUCGCGCUGUCAUCAAGUAGAUGCGUACGUGAUACGCUAUCACUGUAUUUCCUCGAUUAAGCAACGUCUCCCGACUAAUUCACGACUAACAUCUGACAUUCUGAUUCAAGAGUUCAUUUUCAAGAAAUGGACUCCGAGAGGAACGAUUCUGGUAAGAUCGGCGAACGACCGGUCACCCGGUGGCGACGGGACCAGGAAGACGUGCCCAGUACCUCGAGCAAGAUCGACAGACCGCCGACAGGUAUCGUGAGGUCUCAGAGCAAGUUCGAGCGACCAAGGUCUCGACGUGGACAUAAGGACGAGUCGUCGGAGUAUGUUAAUUCGGCUAGCUAUCGCUCGGCGACACCCGGACGUCUCGCUCUUGCGAGACCGCCGUCGGCAUCCCUUCUGUCUAAUCGUGCCCCGACCGCGGGUCCAGGCUUCAGGAUAGGCUCCGGAUUAAUUCGUUCCAACACGGGACUGGCAACUGCCAAGCAGUUUAAUGUCAGCGUGCUGGAUAGGCCAAUUACGCAGCAUGGGAUAGCGGGCGUGCGACCGGGGACCACCAGAGGUCUGCCGAUGACGAGACAGAUUCAGGACAAGAGAUACUACGAGGGUCUGCUGCAGCUGAAGAUAAGAGAACUGACGCAAGAGAUCGGAACGAUAAUGAAGGACAUUGAAGUUCAGAACAAGGAGAAGGCCACCUUCCUGCACUACGACAAGAGAGCCAAGAGCCUGGCCGCGGAGUUGACGACUCUACAGGCCGAGUUAGCGGACUACAAUCUUGUCGUGGACAAAAUGACCCUGGACGUCGACAAGGAAGUGAUCGAACAGGAAGCCAAGGAGUUGGCGCUGAUGAAUGAACGUAGGACGGCGGAAGUCGAGCGGAUGUUUGAGCAACGGAAGCAAAUGGAACAAAGAUUGCAUAAGAUGGAGAAGGAUAUUGAGAAUGAGAGGAAAAGGACCGAACACAUCAUUGAGAGUAUGGAUCCGCACACAAAAGAGAAAUACGAUCAUCUGUUCCAACAGAAGACGGAAUUGCAGGAGCAGGCACAGCAGAUGCAGCACGAUUUGGACCAACUGUCGAAAGAGCAAGCGCAUUUGGAAGAGCAGAUCGCUCUCUCUCAAUUGAAGCAGGAGGCGGUGAAGCUGCAAGUGAGAACCAUCGAGGCGGAGGAAAAGCGAGACAAGCUGCGGGAGGAAGAACGUAGAAGAUUGUCGCCGGAAGACGAGAAGGAACAACUUUUGCAGAAGAUCAAGCGCGACAACACCGACAUCGCCGCAACGGAAGCGCAGAUAGCCGAGAAAGAGAGGAAGGUGACGGAGCUCGAGCAACAACUGGAACAGCUGGAGACUGACAUGGAAGAAAAUCAGUCGGAGAAGCAAGUUAAGUAUCAGGAACUGCGUAAGCGUGAGGAAAUGAUGGAGGAAUUCAUGUCCACGUAUGAACAAAACAAACAGGAGGAAAUGGAAAAGCUGGAGAAACUCGAGCGGGAGAUCGUUGACAAGCUGGAGGCUAUGUCGAACGCAGUGGAGAACAACGAGUACUUCACGGAAGCCGAAGAAACGGCGAUUUUGCGUGACAAAUUCCCGUACAACGAUUAUGAGACCGCGCAUCGCGACGACGACUUCGAAGAACUGAAAAAAGAUUACGCAACUAUGCAACAAACAUUCAACAGACUGAGGAUCCUGGAGGAGAAGCUGCAGCUGGAAUCCAAGCAGAUGAAGGAGAAGCUGAAGAAGCAACAGAGCGAAUUGAUCGUCCUGGAGGACCUGGAUGGCUUGAAAACACGGAAUGAACUCGAGCGGGACGAGUUGAUGGCUGAACGAAAAGAAUUAGUAUCCGAAGAAACGAUCUGCGAGGACGAACUCAAGUCACUGCGAGCGGAAUAUAACGAGCUCAAAGAGCAAGUGGAGAAAUAUCCAAUUUAUCCGGAGAUCAGUAGCCUAGAAGAUAAAUUAGAAAAAUUGAAAGAAGAUAAUAAAAAGAUUGAGGAAUUCAUAACUAAAGAAAAAGAGCGUGUUAAUUGUGAGCCGCUCAAAGAGAAAGCUUUCAAACUAAUUAACGAUUACGGUGCGCUACUCCAAGAAAAUCUGAAAUCUCUUUAUUAGAUAACGCUUUGCCCAUUUUCUACAUAACAGUAAUUACUUCCUAACAGUAUUUACU
Temnothorax curvispinosus is the source of this 2415-nucleotide messenger RNA. RefSeq names its product intraflagellar transport protein 74 homolog. Gene Ontology annotation, biological process: intraciliary transport involved in cilium assembly; cilium assembly. The record is from RefSeq and is a predicted model, not a curated record. Gene Ontology annotation, molecular function: beta-tubulin binding. Bases 396 to 2360 code for a protein of 654 amino acids. The transcript is spliced from 2 exons. Gene Ontology annotation, cellular component: centrosome; intraciliary transport particle B; cilium. NCBI's taxonomy places the organism in Eukaryota, Metazoa, Arthropoda, Insecta, Hymenoptera, Formicidae.